GUUUGUCAAGUCCACAGACAAGUGCUACAUAAAUUUGACAAAUUUUAGUGAUAAAGAGACACAAGAAUAAGGAUCCACAGGAUCUGUAAUAUUCAGGGAAACAUGUCUACAACUAGUGAAAUGAAGACCCAGCAGGAUCUUCACGUGGCCACUCCAGUGAGGGAGAGCCUUGCCCUGACCAAACUGGCCGGGACCUCUAUUUACCUCAAGCUGGAUUCGUCGCAACCGACAGGAUCCUUCAAGAUCAGGGGCCUCGGUCACCUGUGCAAAACGCUGGCAGAGCGAGGAUAUGAGCGAUUUGUCUGCUGUUCAGGAGGAAAUGCCGGCAUGGCAGCAGCUUAUUCUGCCCGCAAGCUCGGGGUUCCUGCAACUAUCAUUGUCCCAAACGUCACACCGAACAUAACAGUGGAGAAAAUGAGGGACGAGGGAGCCACUGUUAUCAUUCAUGGCAAGAAUGUAGAUGAAGGCAUUGCAUACGGACAGGAGCUUGUGGCAAACAAUGCUGGCUGGAUAUACAUCCCUCCCUUUGAUGAUCCCCUCAUCUGGGAAGGCCACACAUCUCUGGUGAAGGAGCUGGAGCACGACCUGAAGGAGAAGCCAGGAGCGAUAGUGCUGUCAGUGGGAGGCGGGGGCCUGCUGAACGGGGUGGUGGAGGGACUGCGUCGCGCCAACUGGGCUGACGUCCCUGUUGUAGCCAUGGAAACUAUGGGUGCACAUAGCCUCCAUGCAGCCAUGGAGGCUGGAGAGCAUGUGACUUUACCUGCAAUUACAAGUGUUGCAACCACACUGGGCGUGGCAAAGGUCUCAGCGCAGACAAUGAAACUGUCACAAGAACACCCGAUUCUGUCAGAAGUAGUCACAGACCAGGAGGCUGUGAAAGCUGUUGAACGCUUUGUGGAUGAUGAGAAGAUCCUGGUGGAGCCUGCCUGUGGUGCUGCUCUGGCAGCGGUGUACAGUGGCAUUAUCAAAAGGCUGAGGGAUGAGCGCAAGCUGCCGCAGCACCUGGGCCCUGUGAUCAUUGUGGUGUGUGGCGGCAACAACAUCAGCUUGGAGCAACUGAACAAGUUGAAAAAGCAGCUUGGCAUUAUUUAACUUCACCCUGAGUUUUCCUGACCUUUCUUCCUUUUCCCCACCUGCUCACAAACCCUAAACUCUAUUUUACUCUCUGUAAUAUAUUAUAAGUACUUGUAUGUAGCACUUAAUAAAGAUGGGAUAUGUUUAUUAAUUGUGUUUCUGUUUAUAAGGUCUGUCUGAAAAACAAUAAUUUAACCCACAUUUAAGCUGCAUUUGAUUUGUAUUUAGUAUGUUUUGUUUGUAGGGCCGUUACAUAUGGUAUAUAUGUGGUGUAUACUGACUGUAUGUUAGGCACCAACAUGAAAAUUUAGUAAAGAUGCACAAAACUCCAUUUGACGUAAAACAGUUCACUCAGUGUGUAACUGUUCACCAUAAAAUAUGUGAAAAAAAACAAAACAGGUCUAAUUAUUUAUUAGUUAUUGGCCUUAAAAAUAACCAAAUUUCAGACUAUUCUUUAUUUUAAACUAUAGUUCUGUUCUUUGUCUUAAAACUAACAAGUUCUUCAAUUUACCGUAUUGGCCAAAAGUCUUGAGCCACCUUUGAUUUCUUUGUAUUUUACUUGCAAAA
Molecule: messenger RNA, 1641 nt
Organism: Haplochromis burtoni (Burton's mouthbrooder)
Lineage: Eukaryota; Metazoa; Chordata; Actinopteri; Cichliformes; Cichlidae
Product: L-serine dehydratase/L-threonine deaminase
Exons: 8
Coding region: 103-1092 (329 amino acids)
Biological process (GO): L-threonine catabolic process; L-serine catabolic process
Molecular function (GO): threonine deaminase activity; L-serine ammonia-lyase activity; pyridoxal phosphate binding
Source: RefSeq, a predicted model, not a curated record